GGAAUGAGCAUUCGACUGUACUUACGUGGUGUAGCUCGUCUCCGUGGGUCCGGCAGUCACUGAUGAGUUAUUUGUGCCGUUGGCCGAUGCAGAGAUAGUGCUAGAGACUCCUGUUGCAAGCGCUGUACCAAAGCCGGUUGUGUUGGCAGAAACAGUCGGGAUGCCGCUGGCACUCGAAGUAGGGUCUGAGCUAGUGAUUGGGGCGGAGACUGUUUCUACGAUGGCUGACCCAUUCGUGGUGCAAGUGGUGUAGCUUGUAUCGCUUGGUAGCGUGAUGCUGCUGUUUGCAGUCGUAGAUGCAGAGCCGGAAAUCCUGCUCGAUCCUGAAGCGGUGGGGAAGGCAGCAGUACUGCUGUUUCCGGCGUCCAAAGAAGAACUGACUGAUGCAGACACCGGCACGGAGGACGUAAGUCCAGAUGGGUCGGCGCUCGACGUAGGCGAAGUGCUGGCUGAGGGUGAAGAGCUUGCAAUGCCCGUUGGGUCGGCGCUGGCGGUAGAUGAGCUAGUGGCUCCUGACGCAGUCGGGGAGCUAGUCCCCGUCCCGUUUGCGGUAGCGAAGGAUGAGGCGACCGAGAGCGAAGAGGAAAGGCCAGUCGAGCCGGCGGUUCCUGAGACCGAGCCACUUGCUCCGGUGGCCGUCGGGAGGCUGGCAGUGGUGUCGUUAAUGUCACUCGCAGACGAUGUGAUCAACGCUGUGCCAGAUGCUGUCGAGCUGGUGGCAGGUGUAGAAACACCGUUACUGGAGGGGCUUGUGGGAUCAGUAGAGGCCAAUGAGGAAGAGGCACCGGUGCCGCUGGCGCUGGAUGAAGUCGCCACGCUCGCAUUCGUGUUACCCAAAGACACAGAGCCCGUCAGACUCGCUGUCGUUGUGGCGGACCCAGCGGGUGUCGUCGUGAUCGAGCUACCGUUAGUGGUCUCUGUUCCUGUAGUGGUCACUGAUCCUGAAACGGAGCCGCUGCUUGAGCUGUCUGUCACGGAGCCAGUUGUUGCCGACGAACUCGAGCUUGCUGGCGCAGAGCUUGACACGGAGCUGGAAAUGCCGGAAGCGGAGUCUACGACUGAGGUAGACGAGCCAGACACCGAAGUAGACGUUGCGGAAACUGUCACUGAGCCCAGAGUACCCGAUGCCGAAGUCGUAGCGGAGCUUGGAGCGGAAGUAGUCGUACUAUUGCUUGCGACCUUUAGUGCAGCAGUCGUUCCAACCUGUGUAGUAAGCCCGGUAACAUCACUGUAGAGUGUGCACGUCGUUGAAGUCACAGUGAUAGCAACGCAAGCUUCCAAAGCAUCGCAAGCACUCAUGCAGGAACUCACUGUGACAGUAUCACGCUUCGUAGACACGCUGCUCGUGGAAUUGAUGACCGUUCCACCGUAAGUCUGGUCACAGCUGAUCGAGUACGUGGUGUUACCAUUAGAGUAGUCGGUACCGUUGGAAGCGGGGCAGACAACGUUGUUUGCGGGUGUCGCGGUAGAUGUCGCGCUUGGGCUUGACGUCGCCGAGGAAGUCGUGGAAACAGCGCCGCUGGAGGCGCCGAGCGAGCCUACACCAGAGCUCGUCGGUCCUGCAGAACUU
Molecule: messenger RNA, 1570 nt
Organism: Baudoinia panamericana UAMH 10762
Lineage: Eukaryota; Fungi; Ascomycota; Dothideomycetes; Mycosphaerellales; Teratosphaeriaceae
Exons: 3
Coding region: 275-1234 (319 amino acids)
Source: RefSeq, a predicted model, not a curated record